Colletotrichum acutatum is the source of this 1988-nucleotide messenger RNA. Its product is annotated as CFEM domain-containing protein. The coding region runs from base 199 to 1602 and encodes 467 amino acids. The record is from RefSeq and is a predicted model, not a curated record. The transcript is spliced from 8 exons. Lineage: Eukaryota; Fungi; Ascomycota; Sordariomycetes; Glomerellales; Glomerellaceae.
UACCUUUCUCUCCCCUCAUAUCCCCACGUUUGUCAACACCAUCGCCAAGACCGCUUUCCUGGACCCCUCGUCAAAGUUUUGAGUAUCUGAGCAACCUCUGCGGCUUCAGAUUCCGACGACAAUUCGCGGACAACCCUGCUUGGGCACGAGAGGCUUGCAGGACAUCAUCAUCGUCCAUCCAAAGUCGCUCCCUUUACGAUGUCUGCUAUCCGUCUAUUCUUCCUGCUCGCUUGCUUUCUGGGCCUUGGAAGUUUCGUUGCCGCGUCAGAUAUCUCGUAUCAGGGCAUCCCCAGCUGCGCUAUCAAAUGUAUCUUCCAGGAGAUCGGCCAUUCGUCCUGCCCCUUAACGGAUCAAAAAUGCAUGUGUAACGAUAACGUUUUGGCGGGAUACGUGCAGGUAUGUGUCGAGGCAAAUUGCACUGUCAUGGAGAUGCUCGCGGCACGCAAUUCGUCAUUGGCUGCCUGUGGUGUUGCCCCUACUCAGCAAGAUACCGUCAUGGCGUGGUUCAGGGCGGUUCUAUUUGCCCUACCAACCUUUUUCAUCAUCGUGCGAAUGGUGAACAAGUUUUUAAAGCUGUCGCCUUGGGGUUGGGACGACACAACCAUCGUCAUCGCCUAUGCCGUACUAGCAGCUUUCCUGCCAGCAGCAUAUCUAGCCGAACAGACUGGUGCAGGGAGAGAUAUAUGGGCACUAUCAGAAGACCAAAUUACUGAUUUUCUUUUGCUAUUUAUCAUAUUCGGUAUGCUAUAUAUGACCUGUCUAGCCUUUAUCAAGGCCUCGAUCAUAUUUCUAUACCUUCGAAUCUUCCCCGACGAAACCUUCCGCCGAAUACUUUGGUGUACUCAGCUGUUCAACCUUCUUCUUUGGAUCGCUUUCAUCGCCGGUACCUUCGGCUCUUGUCAGCCCUUGCACUUCUUCUGGCAUGGAUGGAAAAGAGAUAUGGAGGGCAAAUGCUUCAACUUGAACGCCUUUGCCAUGUGCCAUGGCGCAUUGAACGUGGCUCUGGAUGCCUGGAUGCUUGUACUUCCUGCAACUCAAGUCUAUUCGCUGAGGAUGCAGCGCAAACAGAAGCUGGGUGUGAUGUUGAUGUUCAGCGUAGGAGUAUUUCUCACUGCCGUUAGUGCCUAUCGAAUCAAGGCCCUUCUCAUCUUUGCGACAUCAUACAACGUCACAGCCGACUCAUUUCAGAGCUCUCUCUGGUCCAACAUCGAGCUAUGUGUUGGCAUCUUCGUGUCUUGCCUUCCGAGCACACGUCAGGUCUGGAGGAAACUUUUCCCCAAGAUCCUCGAAGUAACACACCUGUCUUCGAGAUCAGCUAGAAUGUCUCGAUCAGCAAAGGGUUCACAAUCUGCCAGCCAAGCCUCACGAUCGGCAGCGGACCCCAAUGACCGACCGCGACUCGUGUCCUACGAGGAGUCCUCGAUAGCGCAUCUAGUCGGAGACUUCAACGAUAUCGACCUCAACAACCUCAGCGAUGCGAGCCCGAUGGAAACGGAUCCUCCGAAGACGCCUAAAAACAAUGUCGUGUUACAGAAGGAUCCUGUAUCAGGAAGCUCAAGAAGUAGUGAUGGAGUCAUGAGCCAGAAGGGUUGGGAUAAAUGAAACUCAUUAAGAGUUUGAGGACGAUUGUUCAAUACGAGGCGUAUCUUUCACCUCAGCGACGCCUCGAUAUUUACGCCAACCUACGAUCGACUCGGAGACGUAUGAGGUUGUCACAUCGCAAAUUGCUCUUCUUGUAUCGCCAUGCGACUUGAGGACACAAAGAAAUUCAAUGAAAGGCUUCCCUGGCGGGCUGAGGGUACUGUCGAGAGAAAACAGUUUCAAACACGAAGUGGGGACCUGUCGCCGAGAUUCUGCGGGAGGCUGAAGGGUUGUUUGGGAAUACUCAGCACACCCAGAGCGAACUGCCUGGAACCUCCAUCAGAUGAGGAGGGGCUUGAUUGAACCGAGUCUCAAUCUUCCUUCGUAACACGGAAGCCCAAUAGAGA